AUACAAGUAUCUUGUUAAUAAACAAAACAUUCGCCACCCCCAGAUCCACUGAGCCAUAUAUAGAAAUGCAGUCGACGCUACGACAGGUUGUGACGGCAGUAGCCAAGACUCCACUCCGCACGAAUGCUGCCAUUUUGGGUGCCCUCAACGCCCGCUACUAUUCCAGCACACAUGAAGCUGAUAUUGUGGUCAUCGGCUCUGGCCCAGGUGGCUAUGUAGCUGCCAUUAAGGCUGCCCAAAUGGGCAUGAAGACCGUCAGCGUGGAAAAGGAGGCUACUCUUGGUGGCACUUGCCUUAAUGUCGGUUGCAUCCCAUCCAAGGCUCUGUUGAAUAACUCCCACUACUAUCACAUGGCUCAUUCGGGCGAUUUGGCCAGUCGUGGCAUUAACUGUGGAAACGUCUCCCUGGAUCUGGAGAAGCUAAUGGGUCAAAAGACAAGUGCAGUCAAGGCUUUGACUGGUGGCAUUGCCCAAUUGUUUAAAAAGAACAAGGUUACACAGCUGACGGGAUUCGGCAGUAUUGUUAAUCCCAAUGAGGUGCAGGUGAAGAAAGAUGAUGGCUCCAUUGAGACGGUCAAAACCAAGAAUAUAUUGAUUGCCACCGGCUCAGAGGUGACACCUUUCCCUGGUAUUACGAUUGAUGAGGAGGUUAUUGUCAGCAGCACUGGUGCCUUGAAACUUGCCCAGGUGCCCAAGCAUAUGGUGGUAAUUGGCGCUGGUGUCAUUGGCUUGGAACUGGGUUCAGUCUGGUCACGUCUCGGAGCCGAGGUGACAGCCGUUGAGUUCAUGGACACCAUUGGCGGUGUUGGCAUCGAUAAUGAAGUGUCCAAGACCUUCCAGAAGAUCCUCGUGAAGCAGGGCCUAAAAUUCAAACUGGGCACCAAAGUGACAUCUGCCUCUCGCAGUGGAGAUUCUGUCACCGUGUCGGUGGAGAAUGCCAAGUCCGGUGAGAAGGAAGAAAUCCAGUGUGAUGCCCUGUUGGUCAGUGUGGGCCGACGGCCAUACACCGAAGGCUUGGGUCUCGAAGCUGUUGGCAUUGUGAAAGAUGACCGCGGUCGCAUUCCCGUGAAUGCCACGUUCCAGACUGUGGUGCCCAAUAUCUAUGCCAUCGGCGAUUGCAUUCAUGGUCCAAUGUUGGCCCACAAGGCCGAGGACGAGGGUCUCAUCACCAUUGAGGGCAUCAAUGGCGGACAUGUGCAUAUCGACUACAAUUGCGUGCCCAGUGUAGUCUACACGCAUCCCGAAGUGGCGUGGGUGGGUAAAUCGGAGGAGGCCCUGAAACAGGAGGGUGUCGCCUACAAAGUAGGCAAAUUCCCCUUCUUGGCCAACUCGAGAGCAAAGACCAACAAUGAGACAGAUGGCUUUGUCAAAGUUCUGGCCGACAAGGCCACAGAUCGUGUCCUGGGCACACACAUCAUUGGCCCCGCCGCCGGUGAAUUGAUAAACGAGGCUGUCCUUGCCAUGGAGUAUGGUGCAGCUGCCGAGGAUAUCGCCCGUGUCUGUCACGCACAUCCUACCUGCGCCGAGGCUUUGCGUGAGGCCAAUGUGGCUGCCGCCUUUGGCAAGCCCAUCAACUUCUAAAUAAUGAAAUCCUACCCCUUUUCGAAAACUCUCAACAACAAAUAGAAAUUAUGGCAAAAGAAAAAAAACGAAAUGCAAAAGCGAUAUUUCUUUGAAUUUGGGCGAAGCGUUGAAUUCAAUUUUUUUUUGUUUUGUUUUUGUUUUAUUAAAAAAUAUUGCAAAUUUUGCAAAUAAAUGUAAUUUAUGUGUAUUAAGUGUAGAAAAUAAAAACAAAAAUAUUCGAGAAAAUUGAAAACGAAACGCACCGAAAAAAUAAAUCUUGAAAGUUGAAUUAACAAAGAGAGCGCGCUAGA
Messenger RNA from Drosophila willistoni, 1873 nucleotides. Its product is annotated as dihydrolipoyl dehydrogenase, mitochondrial. The transcript has 4 exons. Gene Ontology annotation, cellular component: mitochondrion; oxoglutarate dehydrogenase complex. Gene Ontology annotation, molecular function: dihydrolipoyl dehydrogenase (NADH) activity; flavin adenine dinucleotide binding. NCBI's taxonomy places the organism in Eukaryota, Metazoa, Arthropoda, Insecta, Diptera, Drosophilidae. Bases 66 to 1580 code for a protein of 504 amino acids. The record is from RefSeq and is a predicted model, not a curated record.